Molecule: messenger RNA, 807 nt
Organism: Pollicipes pollicipes
Lineage: Eukaryota; Metazoa; Arthropoda; Thecostraca; Pollicipedomorpha; Pollicipedidae
Product: protein tramtrack, beta isoform-like
Exons: 3
Coding region: 154-807 (217 amino acids)
Biological process (GO): regulation of transcription by RNA polymerase II
Cellular component (GO): nucleus
Molecular function (GO): protein binding
Source: RefSeq, a predicted model, not a curated record
GCUGGAGGAGCACGCGUCCGCACAGGUUGUCGGCUGUUGGGGGCGUUACCCACGCGGCCCUGGCUGCGUGCUCCACUCCGGCGCCCAUCGCUGAGGCGGGCUUGUCAGCGAUAUCCGGUGUCUUACAUUCAUCAGAGCGCGUCACGCCACGCCAUGGCCGCCAACCAGCAGUUCUGCCUGAAGUGGAACAACCACCACAGCAACCUGCUGAACGUGUUCGAAGCGCUGCUGCACACGGAGGCGUUCACGGACGUGACGCUGGCGGUGGACGGCGCCUCCAUCAAGUGUCACAAGAUGGUGCUGGCCGCCUGCUCGCCGUACCUGCAGACGCUGCUGGCCGAGCACGUCACCACGCAUCCGAUCGUCGUGCUCAAGGACAUUCGCCUGCACGAGAUGCGCGCCCUGCUCGAGUACAUGUACCGCGGUGAGGUGAACGUGGCGCAGGAGCAGCUGGGCUCGCUGCUCAAGGUGGCCGAGACCCUCCAGAUCAAGGGUCUGGUGGAGGAGGGCCGCUGGGAGCGGCACAAGGUCGAGGGCGGCGGCGCCGAGCGCGCCACCAUCGAGCCGCGCCAGCCGUGCCCCGACUCCAACCCUGCCGCCGAGCUGCAGAAGAAGAAGCGGCGACCGCAGGAGGUCUGGUGCGAGAGCAACCCGAUCCUGCGCACGGUUUUGGGCCAUGGCGGCAUGUCGGGCCUGGACGUGCCGUCGCUGAUGGCUGCCGCCAUGGGCCGCGAGAUCAUGGACCGCGAGUUCGCCGACAGACAGGUACGGCGCUGCGAUGGAGGCUGGCUGGUACUGGUGUGUUAG